UUUGCUUGACAGUUUGUCAUCUUAUUUUUGGUCAAAAACAGUCAAAAAUUUUAAUUUUUUAAUUUUAUUCUGUGAUUAAGGAAUUAAACAUGUUAUUUAUAAUUAAUUACAAGCAAAUAACUACAGUUCGGUGUGUCUAAAUAUAUGGUUUGUUUUUUAGAAUUGUUGUCAUUUAGAAAUAUAUAUAUUUUAGUCCUUCAAAAACAUAGACCAAGUCUUGAUAAAACUGUAUCUGAUUUUAUUUAUGGCCUUAUACCUAUAAAUGAUAUACCAAAACUCUAAUUUGUCAUAAAGACAAUGAAAUCAUUCAGACUGAUUGUUCAUCAAAAAACGUUUAGUGAGGAUGAUCUACUCAUUAGCGAAAGAGAUUAUGUGGAGGCAAAGAAAAACGAUAUUGUUGAAAUUUAUCACCCGCCUCCGCCAGAAGAAGAGGCUCAGAAAAAAGUCGAAGCUGAAGAAGACCAUCCCCGACUUCUAUUACAAAUCAAGUCAUUUACAGAUGACCUAGGUCAGUCAAAGACCAUUAGCGUUGAACAAAGUAUCGCUUCCGCAUUUGGCCUGCAAACAUACAAAAAUGUCAUUGUUAAAUUGGUUAAUCCCAGUACUGUUGCGUUAGACUCCAUCGAACUCACUUUCAAGGACCAGUACAUGGGCAGAUCAGAAAUGUGGAGAUUAAAAAAUAGUCUGGUAAAUACUUGUGUGUAUAUAAAUAAAAAGUUAGAAUUUUGUGGAGGCGCAGUAAGAUGUCAGGUUUAUGAGAUGUGGUCUCAAGGCGACAGAGUUGCCUGUGGUGUUAUCACCGAGGAUACAAAGAUUGUGUUUAGAUCCUCAACAGCAAUGGUUUACAUAUUCCUUCAGAUGUCCUCUGAGAUGUGGGAUUUUGAUAUUUACGGUGAUUUGUAUUUUGAAAAGGCUGUGAACGGAUUUUUAUCGGAUCUGUUUAUGAAGUGGAAAAGAAACGGUAGUAAUCACGAAGUUACCAUUGUGUUGUUUUCUAGAACUUUCUAUGAAGCUAACAGUUUGGAAGAGUUUCCUCAACAUAUGAGGGAAUGCCUACAAAAGGAUUAUAAAGGGAGAUAUUACGAAGACUUCUAUAGGGUACCGGUACAGAAUGAAAGAUAUGACGACUGGAGUAAUAUUUUAGUUCAGCUUCGCAAAAUAUUCCAAGACUACCUCAACAGAGUGCUGAAGUAUCAUGAUAAACCUGACCAAAUUAUACCGGCUGCUUCAAACAGUACUGCAGCUCAAGGGAACUUCUUGGAAGUUUUAAACAUGUCUCUGAAUGUAUUUGAAAAACACUAUUUGGACCGAAGUUUUGACAGAACAGGACAGCUGAGCGUGGUGGUAACGCCAGGCGUGGGCGUAUUUGAAGUGGACAGAGAACUCACGAAUAUUACCAAACAAAGAAUUAUCGAUGGGGGUGUUGGAAGCGACUUGGUUUGUGUGGGGGAACAACCUUUACAUGCAGUACCUUUGCUAAAGUUUCAUAACAAAGACACCCAUUUGAAUGCACCUGACGAUUACUCCAUGCCGCAUUGGAUCAACUUGUCUUUUUAUUCAACAAAUAAGAAGAUUCCUUAUUCUAAUUUCGUACCAAGGAUUAAACUGCCGCCUCCCCUAUCGAAGGAAGAGAUGAAAAAAUCCAACAAGGAAACCGUAAAGAGGGAACUCAUAACCGAAGAUGACUGCAUUCAAAACACGUUCUUCGACUAUGACGCUUACGAUGCGGAAGUGUUUCAGUUUCCACCCUCUAGUCGACACGUUCAAGAGACCAAUAGCGUUCAUCAGUCGAAAGUGUCGUCGUGGAAGUAUAAAAGAAGUUCGGGCAGUUUGCUGGACACCCAGGAAUUGAACAGGGGGGCUCGCAGGAAGAUGUCCGAUCCCGAUCUGUCCCAGCACAAGUCCGACGUUAAACGACGCUCCGAGCCCAUCGCUAUACCGUCCGCAGUGGCGAAUCCUAUAAUAUCGCCCCAUACAGAAGACAAGGAGUUUUCUCCGCCGAUGCGCAUGGUGGUGGGGUCGGAAGGGUCGCCGCCCUACGAGUCCCGAGCCCUAAUCAACCCGUUCGACCCCUCCCACGUCACCAUCAAGCUCACCUCGAACCGCAGGCGCUGGACGCACAUCUUUCCCAAGGGACCGACGGGAGUUCUGAUCCAGCAGCACCACUACCAAGCGGUUCCGAGCCAGAAGGACCAGAACGGGGGAUGGGACGGUUCCAAGAAGGAAGGCGGGGAUGGUGAAGACGACACAGAGUUACAGCAGCAGAAUUCUAAUUGUUUGGUGGUCACGCCGGCUCUACAAGAGUAUUGCAAAAAGCGACCGAGCCAUACCGGUGGUUCUAGCACCUCCGCCACUGCAAAAAACUCUACCAAGAGCCUGACCCUGCUGUGGGGCGCCACUGGGGAGCAAGAAUGGACUCCAGCUCUGACUACAGUCAAUGACGUACUUAUAGGCGUCGACUGGAAAUCGCUGACCAUCCCGGCAUGUCUGCCCAUCACCACCGACUACUUCCCCGACAAACGGACCCUGCACACCGACUACGUGGAGUCCCUCUACACCCUGGUCCCCGACAGCGUCUACGCGGACUUUGCCCAGCAAAGAGGUCCCUGCAAGAAGCCCCUCACCACCGACGAGGUCUUCCGGGAGCUGAUAUCGCAGCGAUUGGCGCAGGGCUUCCAACUGAUCCUGAUGGAGCGCGUUAAAGUGGAGAAGAUGGGAAGUUUGCAGCAUCACACGCAGCCCAAGUCGAAUUUGAUGAGGAGCAGUCCGAGUGAUAAAGACGAGACUUAUUACUUGUCUAUUGGGAGGCUGUUUCACAAGAUAUCUUUGUCCGGGAACACGAUUUCCGUUACUAGAUACCGGCCUAGGCAUCCGUAUCCAGGUUUUAAAUACGAGUAUAGGUACAGAUUUCACGCUCCCUAUCACUACACUUACGAGGAAUCGUACGCUACAUUUACUACCGAAAAACUGGAGCACUAUAACUGGAACUACCUGGAUCACUAUGUCUGUACGGGAGGAGAUACAACAGAUUUUGUGCUGGUGGAUGCUUUAAAAUAUUGGAGAUUUCGAGUAUAUCUGUUACCGCUGAACAGUCCCGAAACCAAGAAGAUAGUGGACGGAGCUCAAUACUGUGAUAUCUACACUUUACCUUUAGAGACCGACCACCAACAGAUGAUCGAAGGUUUUCUGAAAUUCGUUGAGACGGCAGUGAAUAAAUUGAGAAAAUCGAACAGCGCUUCCAAGAAACCCAGGAUGUCGCUGAGCGUGCAAACGUUGCCCACGUUAGUCCAACCCAGGCGUAACAGUAUAAGCAGUUUCACUCAGAACAUCGGCUCGGGGUCCCCUUUCAGAGAACGACUGGGCAGCAACCGGCUCUCAGACAGGCCCAGGCCAAGGUCCGGCUCGAAGGUUUUGGAGAGGGCCAGACACUCGCAGGGCUCCCAGGACCAGCCAGCUGAGUCUUCAGAAGCGUCAACUGAUGAAAGUGUUUCCGUCGGGUUGCCUUCACUGAAGCAACAGAGCUCAAACUGUGACAUUAUCGAAGCCUUCAAGCACCAAAUUCACGGUCUAUCGUUCCUGAAUAUGCCGCAGAGUUUACCGAAUCACACUUUCGUGACGGCUGAUGCCGUGAGUUGGUUAAUGAAUCGUAUGGAAGGGAUAAAUACCGUUGAAAAUGCAGUGCAGAUUUUGCAGGGUUUGCACAGGGACAAAUUAAUAAGGCACGCAUCGGGGGAUCCCACAAAAUCGGUGAUCUACGGAUUUUAUUUGUUCUACAUUACAGGAGAGAAAGAUGACUCUUUUCAACCUAGCGGUGAGUUGGAGUCCUUCGAAAACGAUUUUCUGGAGGUUGAGGUUAGGCCUGCUUUAAAUUGGGGCCUGACCAGUUCGCCUGGGGCUUUAAAAAUUCCCAUAUCGACCACGGAUAGAGAAGCUGGCGUGCCGCACUUUCUGUGCGACGAUAUCGACCUGGAUUAUCCAGAGGCUGAUACAGACACCUUAAUGUACAAACGAAUGAGAUUAGAGACUGACGUGAACAAUAAGAGCGACAGGGCCGAAUGGGGCCAAGCCAAAUAUCAAACGAUCUUCCGACCGGACCAGGCCUACGAAUUGGUGGUGGAAUGGCUCACAUCCUCCGGAUCAAUUAUAGCCGAUUUACUUUUUGGAUGGCACAGGAAGGCUCAAAGCUGUUACCUGCACAUGAUACCGAUUCCUCACGAUCCCCUGGCCUUGCCUUAUUCACACAAGUCCGAUCCUCUAAGAGGUCCCAUUUUUGUACCUUUGAACGUGUCCUGCCUGGAUCCACACGACAACCCUUUUAAAGACUUCUGUGAAGACAGUUGGACAGAUAGAAUGUUCCUCUUCCAAGAGGCCAUCAUCCAAAGAUUCGGUUUUAUCAAAUGUUUGGUGGAGUCUCCUAAUCGACAGACCACGUCCAGAGAGCACCAGUACAUUCACGCCACGGGAACCAUUUUUAUUUUGAUAUCCAACACCGCGUCCAAAUCCAACAGGAGCAGGACAAAUAGUAUGAAGGAAAGAGCUCAAAGGAAGAGCCGAUAUACGGUUCACGCUGACGUGGUUCCGAGUCCGCACGAAGCCUACAUUACUAGGCACGUUUCGGGGAAGAAUAAGGCUGAUUAUGACAACUCGCGCAAGAUGGGUUUCCUGUGGUGCUGGAACCAUAUGGUAAGCAGAAGAUGGCGUACCAUUCAAGGGGUGGAUAACAAUUUUCAAAUUAAAUGCCUCAAAGAUUUUAAGGCCUUCUGCAACAAUGCGGAGGAUCGACUGAGAACUUUUUGGAGAGAGAGCUGGGAUGCCAGAGAUUUUGCUCUCUCCUCUGUUAAAUAGUCAUUGUUACAGUCAGAGGUUGGAGCCUUUGGUGUUGCAACAGGAAAAUAAAACACUGAUUCACCACAAUACGCCAAGACACUUUUACUUUCGCACUGGACGCGAUUUUUGCUAACCAUGUUAUCAGCAGAUGAUUAAGACUCACUAAAAGAUGUAUUUCAAGGAAUAAGGACUGCCAAUUUAAAUAAAAAAAAAAAAACAGAAAAAUGUUAAAAAUCGUGUUUUUUCGACCGCACUGUAUUAUUUACCUUUGUUAUUACUAUUAAAUUAGUUGAUCAAAAUGUUCUAUUUUAUAAUGAGGCCAGCUGGAAUAAACAGAAAUAAAUACCGAUAAUAAUAAACAGAAAUAAAUACCGUACGAUCGGAAAAGAACGGCGUCAGCGACGGCUAUGAAAUGAAGAUCUCAGUAAUUUUGUAUGUAAAUUUAUAUGGGAAAUGUCAUCGAUCGUCAUUUCCCAGACAACUGGACGCUGUUUUUUUUCGAUCAUACGGUAUAAUACACCUUAAUAAUGCACUAUAUGCCUUUUAAAACUUAACUGGUGCUAUAUUUGCCUUUUAUUAGCUUAAUAGAACAUGUUUGUUGGCUUCUUUAUGAUUGCUUUCAAUUACUUUAUUCAUUAUCGCAGCUG
This is a messenger RNA of Sitophilus oryzae (rice weevil), 5474 nucleotides long. RefSeq names its product GATOR complex protein Iml1 (gene Iml1). Gene Ontology annotation, cellular component: GATOR1 complex; lysosomal membrane. Gene Ontology annotation, molecular function: GTPase activator activity. Gene Ontology annotation, biological process: intracellular signal transduction; negative regulation of TORC1 signaling; positive regulation of autophagy. The record is from RefSeq and is a predicted model, not a curated record. Bases 298 to 4845 code for a protein of 1515 amino acids. Lineage: Eukaryota; Metazoa; Arthropoda; Insecta; Coleoptera; Curculionidae. The transcript is spliced from 23 exons.